ACCAUAACCAUACCCAAUCCAGGUUGAAAUCCAAGUACAGACAUAAAUAUUUUGAGUACAAAACAAAUAUAUCUACAUCUACUGUGGCUUUUGUAGUAGCUCACUGUUUUGCAACUGUCUGUAACGGUUGGCUUGAACACCAGGGGGUUUUCUGGCAGGCUUUGAUUAUAUCCUGUGUCAUGUGACUUUGUUUGUUCAAGUGUGUUUGCCUUAAAACCUUCCUGCUUCUACACACCUGUUCCUUAUGUCUCGCCAAUUACCUCCCCUAUUUAUCCCUGUGGUGUUGCGUCUGUUGCUGUGUCUUUAUAUUUGUGUGCUUACUGUUUCUAGGUUGUUAGUUCUCUAGGGUCCUGUUUUUGUAGUCUUGCUUAAUGUUUCCCUGUGUUUGGUCAGUCUUGUUAUUUUUCUGUUAAUAAAUCCCCUGUUUGCUUGCUAUCGAGGCACGCUAAAGCCCUUCGAAGGCACCCACUUUCUGACAGAAGGACCACCUGUCCCUUAUGUGUCUGUAAGAACCCUAAUCCUGCCAUGUUGUUUGUUGUGCCACGGAGUCCUUGUCUUUAAGUUGUCUUUGAGUUUGUGUCUGGUCUUUGAAUGAUAGGACUGUCUGGAAAAAGCCAGUUGCAGAAAGAAGCAGAGAGUCACCAUCACAUCAGCCAGUGAAAUAUACAGAAUACAACACAACAUUCUGUGGACUGAAAAGAAGCAAAGGAAUAUACUCAGGCUGAAGCUACUCAAUGUUCUUGAAAAAAUCAACAACAAAGAAAACAAAGUGUCAACAGCCAACAUCCAACAUAAGCAGAUCUAAAGACUUCUAAAUACUAAGGAUGGAGAGCGAGCUGAUUUUUUAGCUAUAUUUUUGUUGUUGUUGUUGUUGUUUAUGGUUAGUUCUUUGCUGGACAUUUUAUUUACUUUUACAUUUAUAUGACUUUUAACAGAACUUUAUGACACUGCUAUACAGCCACACCUCCACCCUGACAAAAAAUCUUUUUUGUUUAUGGAUUACGUAGAAAGAAUGCCACAUUACUGCUUGGAAAACCUUGAUCACACUGUGCAAGGGGAAUUACAUAGCUGACAACCUACCCACAUUUGGUAUGGACAUUUAUGUGAGAAAAAUAUUCAACUUGAGCAUGAAACCAAAUACUAAAAAGAACUUGAAACAUUUGCUGACAAUCACGCUGUAAUGCAAACACUGUUCCUCAUUGUCCAAAAUGGAUAUCUCUGGUGGAUCUACUUGUGUGCCUGGACUCUCAGCCCAUCUAUCAGAAUCAGUGGCAAGAGCUGGAAAUGGAGAAUCUUCAAAAGGUUCUGAAGAACAAAACAAAAUUCAGCCAUGCACAGCUCCAACACAGACCCCGGUUAGGUUCAAAAUCCGCUCUGCCAAAGAAAGACAAGAUUUUUUCAAUAAAGCCAGUAGUUUUAAGGCUGAGACUUUUGACAAAGGAAACAGAAGCAUGAAAGUGUAUAGAGAAGAUACACCCAAAGUCCACACCAUUUCACCUCCAUCUCCAGAUACUGGUAAGAUCGACAAAAGAUCUAGAGCUCCGAAUCCGUUCAGUUUGACAAAGAAACCUGAAAUCUCCAUCGGCUCUAAGACCAUUCAAAAGAAUCUAGAUUGCAAUGAGAGUCUCACUACAAAUCUGACUGAAAGAACAGCGUUGAAACAAAUGUAUCAUUCAAACAGAAGUAGGAGCUUAGACUGGAGAGGAUUAAAACUUGAAGGAGGACAAGAGAAUCAGAUGGAUGUUAGUAGUGAUACGAAGGACAUUGGAGGGAGAGCCAUGCGACGGUCUGAGAGUCUAAUGAACUCUAACGAACUUGCUCACCCAUUAAAGAGAGUCUCAUUACACAUUCAACCAUUGAAUGGAUCUGGUCAAAGAAAGCAAGGCAGCAGUGGAUUUACCUCUUCAUCAGUACCUGGAACUUCACCUGUGAGAACAGUGGCUCUUGCCCAGUCUUUCCCAUUGAGCAUAAAGGCAAACCCAAGACAGGACAGGACAGAGGAAAGAGAAAGUCCAUGGUAUUCUGGAAAUAGUGCUACAACACCAGAUAUCGCAGAGCACCCUCUCAGUUCUCAGGUCACUGCAACGAAGGUCAACGAAAUCACUAGGAAUCAGACUGUAAUGGGCAGAAAUGGCCAUACUUCUUUAGAGGAUAAUAGUCAAACAAGUUCAGGAAUCUUUCAUAGAAUCAUCACCCCUGCCCCUUUUUCGAGUGUUCAGGCUACUGAUUCAAAUUUAGAUCACAGUAAGCCUACUAGAAGUUCAGUGGAUAGAAACAUAUCUGUUUCUUCUUUGAAAAAAAUGAAGACAGUUUCAUAUAACCCAGAAAAGUGUGCUACCUUCCCAAAAGCACCCUUCAAAAAAGAACAAAUGAAUUUUACUACCGUUCCAAACACUUCAGUUGUUUUACCCAAUGGAAAAGAUACUUUGGAUGCAAUGUCAACAGUGUCUACAGAGAAACCCCUUAGCCAAGAUUUUAUAUCCUCAGUGACCAAUAGUGACCACGAUGAGAGAAGACGGACUGGAAACACUAUAGGACUAGGAACUCAGUCUUUAGGCAGAACAAGGCACAGACAUUUUACAGCUCCUACUUCAUUUUCAGUCUAUGGUCUGAACGAUAGCAAUAGUAUCCAAAAAAGCACCAAGAGUGACACAGAGAGGCAAGAUGAAAAAACGACUAGUAAUUCAAAACUGACAAAAAGCAUGGAGAAAACAGAAAUUCCAGGAAAACCAUCACAGAGCUCACAGGAAUUUAAUCCUCGGAACAAACCCCAAUCACCCAAAAGUAAGAGAGCAGACAGUGAAAAACUACAUCCAGAACAUGGGAUUGAUUUGGAGUUUGGCUCCUCAGGAAAUCCAAGCAAGGGCUUGUUUCAAGAAUCACCUUUGGCUUCCGUGCGAAACACAAUUCACAAAUUUGAGGCUCUUGCUCUACAAAGCCAGAGUUCCUCAGGGACCCCUCAUCCCAGAAGGGCUUUCUCAGUUACAGAAAAACCAAAAGCGGUGGCCAGUCUGAAUAAGACUUAUUCAGAUAGGUCAUUGAGUAAAAGGUGGGGUGGCUGGAAUAGAGAAAGCUUGAAGGAGAAUCUUUUCAGUAAGAGUGAAGUCAGCGAUGAGGCAGCAGCUACGCCUGGACCUGUCCAGACCACGACACAGGAUAAAGAAGGAAUAGCAGUGAAAGCACAAAUUAGAGGAGCUAAAAGUCAGGAGCAUGGAGUUGCACAGACUUUGAAACAACCGGAUGAAUUUCCAUCUAACCAGAAGAAUGAGAAAUUAACUACAAUGUAUACAAAUGUGGAUGAGCCAGAUUUCUCCAAAGGCAGUGAUCUUAAAUCUUAUAAAAAGCCUAAAAACAUUGAAUCAUCUGAAGACAAAGUAAAGAAUUAUCUCAGUUCUACAGUGUCACCCAACUCCCAAAAGUCCAGUGGGAGCGCUAAUAUGUCCCACUCUGACCUUAAGAUCUCUAAUAUUGGGGACAACUUGUCAACAAAAGAUAAACCGUUCCAAAAAGAAAUCACCACUAUGUUACAAAAUUCAUAUUCAUCCACCCCAGUAAAGACACCAUCUAACCUGCUUAGUGAGUCCGGAGGAAUCACUUCUAUCGAAGCUUUAGGUGAUUUCAGUAAUCCCUACAACACAAUGAAAGAUGAAAAAGUAGCUGCAAAAGUCAUUAGGUGGAUUAUGGAUAAAGGUCCCGAAGACGAUGACGACGAGGAGGAAGAAGACGAGGGAACAGAGAGAGAAUAUGACUCUGAUUCGGGGGAAUCAUCAGUAACCAUCACAAGCAACAUGAGCAAUAGAAGUUUUUGUAUGAGCCUUGUAGAGCUGUACAGUAUGGGUGGACUGGACCUUCCAGUCUCAGACAGCAGUGGGUCAAAGGAUGAUGAUAACUGGAUGUCCAAUCGUCCAGUGUCCAUGAGCUCAGAUGUUUCUGCCCUGUCCUCUGUGACAUUGCUGGGCAUGGACGAGCUAGAAUGCUUACUGAAUGAUGUCCGAGGUUUGGAAGCUGACGCAUCAGAGCAGAACUAUGAAGAUGUACACGUGGUUGUCCUACAUAAGGAGGCAGGAAGUGGACUCGGUUUCACUGUGGCUGGAGGAGUGGAUCAGAAUAAACCUGUGACUGUUCACAAGGUUCUACCCACUGGCUUAGCAGCAAAGGAAGGCUCCAUCCAUGAAGGUGAUCAGGUGCUGUCUAUUAAUGGCACUGCUCUACAUAACUCCACCCACAAGGAUGCGCUCCAGACCAUGAGAAAAGCAAGGGGGCGUGGCAUGACAGUUGUUGUCAUCAGACGAGGUGAUGUCACCGAAACCUGCUACAGCUUAAAAGACAGUCCACAGAAAGCAGCUGAAAUCCCAGGCAGCAGAGUGCGUAUAACUUUGAAUAAAUCCAGCUCAGACCUGGGCUUCAGUCUGCAAGGAGGAGUGGGCUCCAGGUUAGGAGACAAACCCCUCACUGUACAGAGGCUCUUUCAGGGUGGACCAGUUGGGAAGGUUUUCCCAGGUGAUGAACUGCUGGAGGUAGAAGGUCAGAGUUUGGAGGGAUUAAGACGGCUUGAGGUCUGGUACCUGAUCAAGAGAUUACCCCCUGGCCCUGUGGAGGUCUUACUACAACGUGCUCACCAGUGAUACUGACACGGUGUCUUUUUAAAUACAGGUUUCAGAAUUAAGUGUGCACCGUUAUGAGUUCAUUUCAGAACUGCACACACUAGUAUUCAUAUCUCAGACUUAAAUGCUGCUCUGGUAGUGGGUGAGCAUGGUCGUCCAGUAACAAAGGCAUGUCUCACGUUCAUAAUUCUGACCUUAAAUGUAAGUGAACACAUUUUGCAAGAUAUGCAGCUGAAAACUCUGUUAUAACCCUGACCAUAGCCUUGUGUCUGCAUAGCAGAUGUGUGAAUAUGAAAAGCUUUCUGUGUAAAUAUUGAUGAGUUUCCGAAGUUACUAUUUCCACAUACAGAUCUAAGAGAAGAAAAUAUAUUAGCUCUGUACGAAAUGUUUUAUGAAUCUAGUUAUGAACUUGCCAUGCACUGGCUUUAUUUUCAGUCCUAUGUUUUGAAUCAGAAUGCACAGAUCCUAAGAAGAGUUAUUUUAUUUUGGAAUAAUAAAAAGUUAAUCAUAUUUUUUUUAUCUAAAAUGACAAUUUUAGAGGAUUACAAAAGCACCACAAUUAAGAAGAGGUCUCUUGUUUGAUCAAAGAUAUGUUUAUUAAUUUUUCCUGAAUACAUAAAUUAUAUUGUCUCUAAAGAAGUUUACAUGUAACUAAUUGUAAUUUAAAUAAUAUAGACAUUCUAUACUGUUCCUCAUUUUGUUUGGUUACAUUUUACAUCUUCUUGUUUACACGAUGUCUGAUCUUAUGCUCAUUUGAUGCUUUUAUUUAACUUUCUUAUUAAAGGUUACAAUUAAAUUGUCCUCAUUUA
Tachysurus fulvidraco (yellow catfish) is the source of this 5413-nucleotide messenger RNA. RefSeq lists its product as uncharacterized. The transcript has 7 exons. Gene Ontology annotation, molecular function: protein binding. The coding region runs from base 1209 to 4625 and encodes 1138 amino acids. Lineage: Eukaryota; Metazoa; Chordata; Actinopteri; Siluriformes; Bagridae. The record is from RefSeq and is a predicted model, not a curated record.